Messenger RNA from Manihot esculenta (cassava), 3432 nucleotides. RefSeq names its product protein EIN4. Gene Ontology annotation, biological process: phosphorelay signal transduction system; response to ethylene. The transcript has 2 exons. The record is from RefSeq and is a predicted model, not a curated record. Bases 892 to 3186 code for a protein of 764 amino acids. NCBI's taxonomy places the organism in Eukaryota, Viridiplantae, Streptophyta, Magnoliopsida, Malpighiales, Euphorbiaceae. Gene Ontology annotation, molecular function: ethylene binding; phosphorelay sensor kinase activity; ethylene receptor activity. Gene Ontology annotation, cellular component: endoplasmic reticulum membrane; endoplasmic reticulum.
UAACCACUUUCAGACACUUGUUUCUACAUUCUCUUUCAACAGAAAGAAGGAAGAUAGAGAGACAGAGACAGAGAGAGAGAGGGAGAGAGAGGGGUGUUCUAAUAAGAUCUCUUCAACACAUAUAUAUUCUCUCCUCCUUCUUCUGCUUCUUCUUGCUCUUCUGUGGGUCAUAGGCUCAUAGCUCAGCUCAAUAUCUGCAUUCUUUGUUUUUCUCUUAAGUGGCUGAAUUUUUUUUUAAAGUGGGUUUUGUUUCUUUGAUUUUUUUUUUUUUAAUGAGAAAACGGGUUUUUGUUUUUCUUUUCUGGGGAUGAUUCAAGAGGGAAAUUAAGUUAUCAGAAAUCUAAAAGAUUUAAUUUUGGUAUUGGAGAUUGAUAAAGCUUGGAUAUUUUGGAUGGUUUUGCCACACGGGAGGCACAAGGUGUGUUCUUUUUAGCUCCCCUUUUUCGUGGAUGUUUCUCCAUCUCUAAUUUGUCAUUGUCAUUUGCUUCUUUUCCUGUAAGUUUCUUUCAAUUUAGAUUUCUCUCCCUUUCUCUUUUUUUCUAUUUUGUUGUUCUUUGGUGCAAAACUCGAGAACAUUAGAGAAACAAGUAAUAAGAAGUACAAGGCAGAAGAUAAAUGUGGAGAAAAUAGAGAAUUAUUCUGAUAUUAUGGAGUUCUAAGCAGGCCGUUGAGCAAGAUCUUGAAAUUUAGAAGAUGCUGAUGUUAUUUUGUACUGAAAAAUAGAGGUGAGUGUUUUGGAUCUUGAACUCCUUCUGAUGGUUUUACAAUAAUUGGUGGGAUUUGUAAGGCCAUGCCCUUUUCUGCUACUAUCAAUUCUAGAAUCUAAGGGGCUUCUAAGAUUGAGGAACUUUGACAAGAAUGUGUUGAGCAAGUGUUGUUGACUUGGGUGCAAUGUUAAGAGCAUUAGCUUCUCGACUAUUCUUUCUCAUAUCAUGUAUUAUGAUCUCUGUCUCUGCCCUUGAUCAUGAAUUUGUUAACUGCAACUGCGAUGAUGAGGGCUUUUGGAGCGUGCAUAGCAUUCUUGAGUGUCAGAAGGUGAGUGAUUUCUUAAUUGCAGUAGCCUAUUUCUCAAUUCCUAUCGAGCUUCUUUACUUUGUUAGCUGCUCCAACUUUCCACUUAAAUGGGUCUUGCUUCAGUUCAUAGCUUUCAUAGUCCUUUGUGGGUUGACGCAUUUGCUCACUGGAUGGACUUAUUAUGGGCCUCACUCAUUUCAAUUGAUGCUGUCUCUCACUGUUGCUAAAUUCCUUACUGCUUUGGUUUCAUGUGCUACUGCUAUAACCCUUUUGACUUUGAUUCCUCUUCUCCUGAAAUGGAAAGUGAGAGAGCUUUUCUUGAAGCAAAAUGUGUUGGAGUUAGAUCAAGAAGUGGGAAUGAUGAAAAAGCAGAAGGAAGCGAGUUUGCACGUUCGAAUGCUUACUCGAGAGAUCAGGAAGUCGCUUGAUAAGCAUACCAUAUUGUAUACAACUUUGGUUGAGCUUUCUAAGACUUUGGAUUUGCAUAAUUGUGCUGUAUGGAUGCCAAAUGAGAAUAGAACAGAGAUGAAUCUCACCCACGAGUUGAAACCAAGCGGUAAGCAUUAUCACCUUUCUAUUCCUGUCAAUGACCCGGAUGUGUUAGAGAUAAAAGAUGCCAAGGGGGUAAAGAUUUUGAGGCCAGAUUCAGCACUUGGGGUGGCAAGUGGUGGUGGGUCUGAGGAGGCAGGUGCUUUGGCAGCAAUUCGGAUGCCAAUGCUUCAGGUUUCAAAUUUCAAAGGGGGCACACCUGAACUAGUGGAUACUUGUUAUGCUAUACUUGUUUUGGUUCUUCCAGGCAUGAAUUCUAGGGCUUGGACCUAUGAGGAAAUGGAAAUAGUGGAAGUUGUUGCUGAUCAGGUGGCUGUGGCAUUAUCUCAUGCUUCAGUUCUUGAAGAAUCUCAGCUAAUGAGAGAGAAGCUGAGCGAGCAAAAUCGUGCGUUGCAGCAAGCUAGGAAGAAUGCUAUGAUGGCAAGCCAGGCAAGGAACUCCUUUCAGAAGGUUAUGAGUCAUGGAAUGAGGAGGCCAAUGCACUCGAUCUCAGGUCUACUUUCAAUGUUCCAAGAUGAGAACAUGAGCUUUGAACAGAGGAUUAUUAUUGAUACAUUGGUGAAAACCAGCAAUGUUGUAUCGACUUUGAUAAAUGAUGUGAUGGAGAUAUCAACAAAAGAUAAUGGAAGGUUUUCAUUAGAAGUGAGGGCUUUCCGAUUACACUCCAUGAUCAAGGAAGCUUCUUGCCUUGCUAAGUGCUUUUGUGCAUAUAAAGGCUUUGGUUUUGAAAUUGAUGUUCAGAGUUCUUUGCCUGAUUUAGUGAUAGGAGACGAGCGGAGGGCUUUUCAAGUGAUUCUGCAUAUGGUUGGAUAUCUAUUGAAUGCCCACGAUGCAGGUGGAACUGUCAUAUAUCGGGUUUUCUCAGAGAGUAGUAGUGAGGGCAAGAAUGAUAGAAUGUUGGGGAUGUGGAAAUCAAAUGCUCCUGAGGAGUUUGUGUUGAUCAAGUUUGAGAUCGAGAUUAAGGAGACAAGUUCUUUGUCAGAUGGAUCUGUCUCAACCGCACAUUCUUCCGGAAGAAGGCAAAACAGCGAUGAAGUUAAGGAAGGCUUGAGCUUCAGCAUGUGCAAAAAGCUUGUGCAGAUGAUGCAAGGUAAUAUCUGGAUAUCGCAGAACUCUGUGGGUUUAGCACAGAGCAUGACUCUGGUUCUUAGGUUUCAAACCCGACCUUCUUAUGGAAGAGCCAUAUUUGCCGCUGGAACUACCUCAGAACAACCAAAUUCCAAUUCUAUAUUCAGAGGCCUCCGAGUUAUUCUUGCUGACGAUGAUGAUGUAAACAGAACUGUGACCAAGAAGCUGCUUGAGAAGCUAGGCUGUGAAGUGACUGCUGUUGCAUCUGGGUUUGAAUGCCUCAGCGCGCUUAGUUCUGCUGAAAAUUCUCUUGGCGUAGUUAUUUUGGAUCUUCAGAUGCCUGAAAUGGAUGGCUUUGAAGUAGCAAUGAGAAUCCGAAAGUUCCGAAGUCGUAAUUGGCCAUUGAUUAUAGCCUUGACUGCCAGUGCUGAGGAUAAUGUUUGGGAAAGAUGCCUACAAAUGGGAAUGAACGGAGUAAUCAGAAAACCUGUCCUCUUACAAGGAAUGGCCGAUGAGCUUCGAAGAGUUCUGCAAAGAGCAGGUGAAGGGUUGUAAGAGCCAGAAAAUUCUCGUGGCGCAUUGGUCAUCUCACCUUCAGGCAUACAUUUACACAAGGGUAUACAAAAUGUAAACUGUCAUUUUUUUGCUGAUCAUUUUCUCAAAUUGAGCUCUAUGAUUAGAACUUCACAGAAGAAUGAAUUAUGACUUUCAUGUGAAAAACUAGUCAAGGUUUUGUCUGAUAGAGAAACAAAGGAUAGUUGAUAUGAUUGACAGCAUUAAUGAGCAGUGGAAUUGAGACAA